GGCGGGUAUAACACUAUUUGUCUAUCACUUUAUGUGUGUCAAGUGAGGAUUGUGUUUCAUCUUUUUUUUUGUCAUUUACCUGAAUUUGUAUCUGCCGUUAUUAUUUUAUUUUUUUGAAUCGUAGAAUAUAAAUAAGAAAAAAAUGUGAAAGAUUGGAAAGAGACUUGGAAAUGAACUUGGAAAAAACAAUUUGGCAGAAGAAGACAGGAAAUGGCUUGCGCUGUGUGUGAACGAAAAUGACGUGAGAUUCAUUACAUAAGAGAAGGGAGAAAAGAGAGAUAAAGCCGGACUGGAAGAAAAAAAGAGUGUGAGAAAAGACAAAAAAGAAAAAAAAGAAAUAAGAGAAAAAGAAAUAGAAAACUCUCCUAUACACACAUGUCUUGAGUGGAAUCAUCAUGAUGCAAAUUUCCCAAGCUUCUUCAUAGAAAAAAGAAGGUAUAAAAAAAUAGUGUCUGGAACGAAAAGAAGCGAGAAAAAUUGUGUUUAGAGGAAAGUUAUUCUUAAAUUCCUCCAAGACAUCUCUUCCCAACAUCAUGAAACUUGAGAAGAUUUAGUUAAAAGGAAGAAAGAGAAUAACUUUCGAUAAGAGAGAGAGAAAAAAAAUAAAAUCAGGUUCUCUAUAUUAUAUAUAUAUUCUUAUCUAUCAUGCACAGGUAGCGUAUAUAUCUGUUUUUUUCCCUUUUUCAUAAUUUUUUUUUUCUCAUUUAAAUAGAUAUAUAUAUAUUUUUACCCCAUCUAUCGAUAACGAUUUCAUUUCUCCGUGCUCUAAAAUCAGAAAUGAAAAUAAGCCUCCAUUAUAUCUGAUCAGUGAUGCAAGACGGGAAGCGAGACACGCAGGAGAGGAAGAAGUGCAGAGAGGGGCUGUGAGGGAAGAGAUCCUAAGGACGCCGCGGGGUUCCUGUAGGAGAUGAAGACGCCCCAGGAAGAGGAAGAAAAGGCGAAGGUCCUGUUCUAAAACUCUCUCUCUCUCUCUCUCGUAUUCUGAAGAUUUUUUUUUUUUAUCUGACUGCGGGAGGAGGAAAAUAUAGAACGAAACGAGUCAGGGGAAAAAUAAGAGAGGAAAAGAUGUAUAAAGAACUGAAACAGAGGGAUUAAAAAGACCACCGAAAGAAGAAAUGUGGUAAAAAAGGGGAGCAGCUGGAAUCGGAGGCAAACGGUUUGGUUUUAUUUAUUGAAUUCGUCACAACUGAUCAGUUCCAGACAAGAGACAGGAAUAGAAGUGAAUAGAGAAGAAAACGAGAUAAAGAAAAGAAAAUAAGAAAAUUACAUAUACGAAUUACACAGAAAGAGAUAAAGAGAGAUAAAGAAAGAGACUGAAAAAGAACAAUAGCAUAGAUGGGGCGAACAGAAAACAUAAAACACGUCGACCAACUACAUGCUCCGGGAGUAAGUGAAGUGUGGAGUUCAAUCCCGGAGACUUUUCCCACAAGGACUUGCAGCAGCCUCACUUCUCGCGACCAAAUGAAGGGCAGAAAAGGAGACGAAGAAGAACGAAGAGGAAAACAGAAGGGGGGAGAAGGAGGAACGAAAAACGGGCUGAGAAACCUGUGCGUGGAGAAUGACAUGUGUGAAGUGAUAAAAGACGAGAAAUGUAAUGACCAACACAGAAGUGAUAUAUCGCAGUGUAUAUUAGGCAGCCAUCGUGUAGUGUUAAACGAGGUUAAGAGUGAACCUUUGAUGAACAUGACGAAAGUGCUUGGUGCCUCGACCCCGUCACCAUCAUCACCAUCACCACCAUCACCAUCCGUUCACAAUCACAGCCUUUGUUCUCAUAGUGGUGCCGAACCAAGAGCCUCUCACGGAGACGACCUCCUCCUUCAAGCAAGAAAGGGUCGUCCUCAGGAGAGACCUUCGCUUUAUCGUCUCCCUAGUACGACGAGGACGACUACGACUACGACCACGACCUCCUCUCUCUGGUCGUCGACGCUAAUCUUCGUCCUGGUCGUUGGUGUUUUUGUGCCUAAGGCCCUUGCUCUGCCCGCCGUCAUCAGAAUAGGGGCGAUAUUCACCGAGGAUCAAAGGGACUCAGCAACCGAAUUGGCCUUCAAGUACGCAGUCUACCGUAUUAAUAGUGACAAGGUGAUUCUGCCCAACACAACGCUCGUCUUUGAUAUCCAGUAUGUACCCAGAGACGAUUCCUUCCACACGGCAAAGAAAGCCUGCAAGCAGAUCACCUUCGGCGUGCAGGCCAUCUUCGGUCCCUUCGACCCUCUCCUCGGCUCUCACAUCCAGUCCAUCACCGACGCCCUCGACAUCCCGCACCUCGAGGCUCGGCUGGACAUGGAGCCUCAGGAAAAGGAAUUCAGCAUCAACCUCUUCCCUUCCCACGUGUCCCUCAACCAGGCUUAUAAGGACAUGAUACAGUUUCUUAAGUGGAAGAAGAUUGCUAUUAUUUACGAGGAGGAUUUUGGCCUCAUGAAGCUGCAAGAAAUCAUUAGGUCACCGCCAGACAAGAGCAUCGAGAUCUACAUCAGGCAAGGUCAUCCGGAGAACUACAGAGACAUCUUGAAGGAGGUCAAAUAUAAGGAGAUUUUCAGCGUCAUCGUCGACACGCUGCCGGAGAACAUGCAUUUGUUUCUGAGAUGCCUUCUACAGUUACAGAUGAAUGACUAUAGAUAUCAUUAUCUCUUCACAACCUUCGACAUCGAGACCUUUGAUCUCGAGGAUUUCAAGUACAACUUCGUCAACAUGACAGCGUUUAGGGUCGUUGACACCAGCAAUAUUCACGUGAGAAGAACCCUUAGGGACAUGGAGAAGUUUCAGCCCAUCGGCCAUUCCAUCUUGAACAAGUCGACGAUUAUUAAGGCGGAACCAGCCCUGAUCUACGACAGCGUGAACGUCUUCGCCAAGGGACUCCACGCCCUCGAGAGAUCGGCGACCCUCAGUAUCGCUAACCUGUCGUGCGAGUCGGAGAAUCCUUGGGCAGAUGGCUCCUCGCUCUUCAAUUAUAUCAAUGCGGUGGAAUACAACGGGGUGACUGGACCUAUCAAGUUCACCGAGGGAAAGAGAACCAAUUUCAAGUUAGAUAUACUUAAACUUAGAAUGGAAGAAUUAUACAAGGUUGGGGAAUGGACACCCGACGGCCAGAUAAACAUCACAGACCGUCAGGCUUUCUUCGACGGAGGCAAACCCAACAUCACUCUCAAGGUCAUCACGAUUGAGGAAACACCCUUCGUCAUGGUGAAAGAGGGAAACAACGCGACGGGAAACGGCCGCUACGUCGGUUUCUGCGUCGACCUCCUCCGUCACGUGUCGAUGAUGGCCGGAUUCGACUACGAAAUCGUGCUCUCGGGCGACGGCGUCUACGGCCUGAUCGACACCGAGACGGGAGAGUGGAACGGCCUCGUCAGGGGGCUCAUCGACAGGAAAGCUGAUUUGGCAGUGGGCUCAAUGACGAUCAACUAUGCAAGAGAAAGCGUGAUUGACUUCACGAAACCAUUUAUGAAUCUCGGUGUCUCCAUCCUGUUCAAGAUCCCGACGAGCCAGCCGACGCGCCUGUUCUCCUUCAUGAACCCUCUGGCGGUGGAGAUCUGGCUGUACGUCCUGGCUGCCUACGUCCUCGUCUCCUUCACCAUGUUCGUGAUGGCGAGGUUCUCCCCCUACGAGUGGAACAACCCUCACCCUUGUAACACAGAGAACGACGUGGUGGAGAAUCAGUUUAGCCUAAAUAACUCUUUUUGGUUUAUUACGGGCACGCUCCUGCGACAAGGGUCUGGCCUUAACCCGAAGGUGCCACAGCGGGCGCCCCAUCGUCUCUUUAGCUUCAUGAAUCCUCUAGCUAUUGAAAUCUGGCUCUACAUCCUCGCUGCCUAUGUGGUUGUGUCCCUCACCAUCUACAUCGUAGCUCGCUUCUCCCCCUACGAGUGGCAGAACCCUCACCCUUGCUACGACAAUCAUGAGGUUGUGGAAAAUGACUUCACUCUCGGAAACUCCUUCUGGUUCACAAUAGGCACGCUGAUGCAACAGGGCUCUGAUCUUAACCCGAAGGCCGCCUCAACCAGAAUUGUGGGCGGCAUCUGGUGGUUCUUUACUCUCAUCAUUAUAUCGUCGUAUACAGCUAAUCUAGCGGCCUUCCUUACCGUCGAGAGGAUGAUCACGCCCAUUGAAAACAAUAAGAUAAUUUCAACCGCCACCGGGAACGUGAUACAGAGCGCCGAGGACUUAGCUGAUCAGAACGACAUUGAAUACGGGACGCUGGAGGGCGGCUCCACCAUGGCCUUCUUCAGGGACUCGAAGAUUGAGACCUACCAGAAGAUGUGGCGCUACAUGGAGAGUAAGAGGCCGUCCGUGUUCGUCCCGACCAUCGAGGAAGGCGUCAGGAGGGUACUUGAAGGAAACUACGCUUUCCUGAUGGAGUCGACCAUGCUGGACUACACCAUCCAGAGGAACUGCAACCUGACGCAGGUGGGCGGACUCCUCAACUCCAACUCCUACGGGAUCGCCACGCCCAUCGGCUCCCCGUGGCGUGACAAGAUCUCCCUCGCCAUCUUAGAGUUGCAGGAAAAAGGUGUUAUUCAGAUGUUAUACAGCAAGUGGUGGAAGAACACGGGGGAUGUGUGCAACAGGGACGACAAGAACAAGGAUUCGAAGGCUAAUGCACUCGGGGUGGAGAACAUAGGUGGUGUGUUCGUAGUCCUUCUCUGCGGCCUUGCCCUCGCCAUCGUGGUCGCCAUCUUGGAAUUUUGCUGGAAUUCCCGCAAAAACGCGCAGACUGAUCGGCAGUCGUUGUGCUCCGAGAUGGCCGAGGAGCUCCGCUUCGCCAUGCGCUGCCACGGCUCCCGCCAGCGGCCGGCGCUCAAGAGGAACUGCUCGCGCUGCACGCCGGGCACCACCUACGUCCCCGCCGCCACGGACCUGCCGCAGGCCAACGGCGAAAACGGUCUCCUUCCGAUGAUCGAGUUCAGGAAGUCCUCCGUGGUGCAGUUCGACUCCCCGAGCCCCUAGCUACAACUGCAGGCGGUGACGGUGGCAGCAGCAGCGGUCAAGACAGUCCCUUGCCUCCUUCAUCCGUUCGGCUACCGGACCGGAUUCGCGCGCCUGCACUUCCGCGAACGCAGUGUCGACGAACUCGCGCAGGCGGGAAGAGCGGAGAUGGUCCAGCGAUCUAAGAGCAACGGCGUUAUUCUCCUCGUUGUUCGUGCGGGUUUUGAAUGAAUAUCCCCUUCUUUUUAUUCUUUUUCUUUUUCAUCUUCAAAUUCGUCUUUCUAAACCGUCGGUGAACCCGCCUCUGAUUUUAGGAUGCAAGAACGCGACCACGGGACUCGCUUGCAUAGUUCCAUCUGUUAUGGACAUCGAGAGCUGGCGAGUCGACUUGUGUAAAUACUUUCCUCUUCGUCAGACCGUCGCGAAAAUCGGUGUCCUGAACCGCCGUUGCAACAAGUGUCCUAAAACUACAAUGGGUGUCGUAUAUUUGCAAUGCGUGUCCUUGGUGAAACGCCGUGAAUAGCAGUAACUAUCCAUUGAAAAACAGAAUAAGUGUGAGGGUUCUCUGUAGGAAAACAUACGUGAGACAGGUUGACGUGUGCCAAUAAUUUUCGAAGAGUGCCACAAGAAUGUAAAAGAAAAAGAAAAA
Messenger RNA from Penaeus indicus, 5572 nucleotides. Its product is annotated as glutamate receptor ionotropic, kainate 2-like. The transcript is spliced from 22 exons. Gene Ontology annotation, molecular function: signaling receptor activity; ligand-gated monoatomic ion channel activity. The record is from RefSeq and is a predicted model, not a curated record. Gene Ontology annotation, cellular component: plasma membrane; postsynaptic density membrane. Lineage: Eukaryota; Metazoa; Arthropoda; Malacostraca; Decapoda; Penaeidae. The coding region runs from base 1336 to 4944 and encodes 1202 amino acids.